Messenger RNA from Callorhinus ursinus (northern fur seal), 2970 nucleotides. The record is from RefSeq and is a predicted model, not a curated record. NCBI's taxonomy places the organism in Eukaryota, Metazoa, Chordata, Mammalia, Carnivora, Otariidae.
AUGGAUGAUUUGACGUUACUUGAUCUUCUGGAGUGCCCCGUGUGCUUUGAAAAGCUUGAUGUCACAGCCAAAGUCCUCCCUUGCCAGCACACCUUCUGCAAACCAUGUCUCCAGAGGAUUUUCAAGGCCCACAAGGAGCUGAGGUGCCCCGAAUGCAGGACCCUGGUGUUUUGCAGCAUCGAGGCACUGCCGGCCAACCUGCUGCUCGUGCGUCUUCUAGAUGGUGUGCGCUCGGGGCAGAGCUCGGGAAGAGGGGGCUCCUUCCGCAGGCCUGGCGUGCUGACCCCACAGGACAGCGGGAAAAGCAGGACUAACCCCAGAGGUCUGCAGUCCAGCCCUUUCCGGCUGGUGCCUAGUAUCAGAAUCCACAUGGACGGGGUGCCUCGGGCAAAAGCCUUAUGCAACUACCGAGGGCAGAAUCCUGGUGACCUGAGGUUUAAUAAGGGAGAUGUCAUCCUUCUCCGGAGACAGCUGGAUGAGAACUGGUACCAGGGGGAGAUCAAUGGAGUCAGUGGGAUCUUCCCAGCCAGCUCCGUGGAAGUCAUCAAGCAGCUGCCCCAGCCACCCCCACUCUGCCGAGCCCUCUACAACUUCGACCUACGACACAAAAACAAGAGUGAGAACCAGGACUGCCUGACCUUCCUCAAGGACGAUAUCAUCACGGUGAUCAGCCGAGUGGAUGAGAACUGGGCAGAAGGCAAGUUAGGGGAUCAAGUAGGCAUCUUUCCGAUCUUGUUUGUAGAGCCAAACCUCACUGCAAGACACCUUCUAGAGAAGAACAAAGGCCGGCAGUCAGCCCACACGAAGAGCCUGUCACUGGUGCCCUCAUCCUCCCAAGGCAAAGCAACCAACACGCCCACCCUGCGAAGGGGCCCUGGGCCCAGGAGGAAGGGGCCUGGCCAGUUCUCCAUCACAACAGCCUUGAACACUCUCAACAGGAUGGUCCAUUCUCCCUCGGGGCGUCAUAUGGUGGAGAUCAGCACCCCGGUGCUCAUCAGCUCCAGCAACCCCUCUGUGAUCACCCAGCAUAUGGAGAAAGCAGAUGUUCCUCCCAGCUCUGUGGGGCAGGUCAGCACUUACCACCCUGUACCUGCCUCCCCAGGACAUUCCACGGCCAUCGUCAGUCUGUCUGGCUCCCAGAAACACCUCUCAGCAAACAUGUUUGUAGCCCUGCACUCCUACUCAGCCCACGGACCGGAUGAGCUGGACCUGCAGAAGGGAGAAGGCAUCAGGGUCCUGGGCAAGUACCCGGAUGGCUGGCUCAGGGGCGUCUCCUUGGUCACUGGGCGGGUCGGCAUCUUCCCCAACAACUAUGUCAUCCCCAUUUUCAGAAAGACAUCUAGUUUUCCAGAUUCUCGGAGUCCUGGUCUCUACGCCGCAUGGACAUUAUCCAACUCCUCUGUGUCAUCCCAAGGCAGCAUUUCAGAAGGUGAUCCCCGGCAGAACCGGCCCUUCAAGUCCGUCUUUGUGCCCACCGCCAUAGUCGAUCCUGUGAGGAGCACAGCCAGCCCAGGGACUUUGGGACAGGGCUCUCUUCGGAAAUCCGGGCGGAGCAGCAUGAGAAAGAAUGGAUCCCUGCAGAGACCCGUCCAGUCAGGGAUCCCCUCCCUCGUGGUGGGCUCCCUCAGACGCCAUCCCACCAUGGUUGUACGGCCUCAGCAGUUCCAGUUCUACCAGCCGCAGGGAGUCCCCUCCUCAGCCUCGACAGUGGUGGCAGAACUGGGACCUAAGCCCACUCCCACUGGGGAGCCUGCCCCCACAUGCGUCAGCAGGGGCAGUGACACCAGGAUCCACUCCGCAGCCAGUUCCCUCAUCAUGGAAGGCAAGGAAAUCCCCAUCAAGAGUGAGCCUCUACCUAAACCACCUGCAUCUGCCCCACCAUCGAUCCUGGUGAAACCAGAAAACUCAAGAAAUGGCGUCGAAAAGCAAGUCAAAACCGUGAGGUUCCAGAAUUACAGUCCUCCCCCUGCCAAACAGUACACCUCCCAUCCCACCUCAGGAAAGCCUGAACAGCCUGCCACCCCUAAGGGGUCCCAGCCUGAAGCAGCCCCCACAGGCCCAGAGAUGAACGUCCUAUUCGCCCACCGAAGCGGCUGCCAUUCCGGACAGCAGACAGACCUUCGAAGGAAGUCAAGUUUGGGCAAGACCAUGACCCCGGUGUCCACUGCUUCAGCCACACAGACCGUGUUUCCCAGCAAGUGAAUCUACGAGUGGCUUUUCCCAGACCCCAAAGAGACCCUGCUUUGGUCAUCUUCCCAGGAGGAGCUAGCAACAACUGCGAUACUGAAGAGAACAAAUGAUCUGCUUGGAUGGAAACUGCUCAGUGGAGAGUUUGCGGACCACGUGAUAGUGCUCAGACAUCAGGGAUGGUACCGGAAUACCAACAGGCCGGCCUUUUGGGACAGAAGGGCAAGAGGAGAAGGAACACAUCUGUCCUUAUCUAGAGCAUCCGGGGGUGGUGAGCCGGAGAGGGAGGAGCGCAUGACUCACGGGCUGUUCCAGGUUACAGCAAACCCCCACCCCUCCUGUUAUUCUGUUCUUUUGUCAGAGCCAAACUUUAUCUUGCCAAUUUCUCACACCUUGGCACCUAACUGACAAAUGAAAAGACUAGACAUCAAAUUCCUUCCAGCUCUAUGACUGGCUAGUCUGUGCAGUUCACCUUGGGAGCAGUGCGGGCAGGGGCCAGCAUGAUAUUCUCCUCUUGGAUAGUCAAGCCAAAGAGGCCAGUGCCUCUUCACAAUGCCUCUAGCUCUAACCCCCUCUCCUGACUCCCAGCAAGCAUCCUGAGUCCUUCCACCACAUCUGUGUUCUUUUCCAAUCCGAUUCCAUGCUAUCUUCCCCCCACCCCCGACACUGUCUGAUCGAGAGGGUUUCUGUUAGAAUAUACUGAUUAAAGAAAUGAGGACGUGGUACAUAAAGAAUUUCAGAAGAAAAAUCCAUGAUGAGAGCUACCACAGACUACAGAGAGGC